CAGCUCUGUGUGUUGUGGGGUCAGCUGUCACUAAGGAAGUGGUAGGAGGACAUGUCAUGUUCGGCUGCUCGUUCACGUUGGCAGGGAACAACAACAAAUACUUCUGCAAGGGGACAUGUUCUGGUAGAGACAUUCUGGUUGAAACUAAGAGGAGCAAGAAUGUAACUCAAGGUAGAUACAGUAUAGAAGACAAGGGAGAUGUAUUCUAUGUGACCAUCAAGAGCCUGAUGAAGACAGACUCUGGGACCUACUGGUGUGGAGUGGAGAGAUCUGGCCUAGACUCAUACCAAAAGGUGCAUCUCACAGUUACAGAUGCUCCUCCCACUUCUACAACCUCACCUGUCACCUCCCGACGCCAUGUCUCCACAUCCCUUCCAAACCUCUCUACAACCCUCCCAAACCUCUCUACAACAUCCUCUAACCUCUCUACAACCCUCCCAAACCUCUCUACAACAUCCUCUAACCUCUCUACAACCCUCCCAAACCUCUCUACAACAUCCGCUAACCUCUCCACAACGUUUCUGGCAUCUGGAGAUAUCAGUGGUCCCUCUUCAUCAAGAGCAGGUCUAAUGGUGUGGACCAGUGUUGGUCUGGUAGUCAUGGUGACAGUGUUAGGACUGGUCCUGCUCCUGUUCUACAGACAGAGGAGAGGAACCAGGAGAACACCACCACCACCACCAGUCUCCUCCAACACACAACCUGACCCUGCUGGAGAGGUUGACUGUGUGUAUGAGGAGAUCAGAGAGGCAGACAGACAGACAGACACACUUCCUGUGGUCAUCUCUUCAGUUAACUCCACUGUCAACUCACCUACCAACUCUACUACCUACCCUGCUGGCCAAGCAAUCGGUGUCCCAUACUGUGACAUCUAUGCUAACGCUAGCUGCCACAAAGAUGAUAUAAAUCCAAGUCAUUCUACUGCAGAUCACCCAGAUUCUCUCAUCUACUCCAGUGUGGAUCUACCUAAAGAUUCUAGAGUCUCUUCAAGUCCUCCAACAGCCAGUGGAACCCAGGAUGAUUCCAUCUAUUCUACAGCCCAGCUACCCAAAGAUACUGUAGAAUCUACAAGAUACCCUGCUGUGCACCUCUCUAAAGACACUCCAGAAGAUUCCCUCUACUCUACAGCCCAGCUACCCAAAAUAAUAUAGUACUUUUGAAUCUCUACAAGGGAUACAUCCCAAAUGACACCCUAUUAUCUAUCCCCCAUAUGGACCCUGGACAAAGGCAGUGCUCUAUAGGGAACAAGGUGCCAUCUGGGAAGAAGAGAAGCUUCCUGUAGAGAGAUGAAGGGUUGUCACCACAGAGCCGCCAUCUUGGAAUGACAUUAAAAAAACAAUCCCAUUCAUGUUUCAAAUCCUCCUUGACAUAUUGUAUUAAAACAGGUCAUGCGAUUUUAUUGAAUAUAAUCUAUGUAAAAUAUGAACAUCUGGCUUUAAAAUCACUUUUAUCUCCAGAUUUUGUGAAAGUCAAGCAACAUUUUUGCAAAUAUUUGUGUAAAUAUGUGUUUGUCAAAGCAUAUUGGAUUCAUUUUGUUUGUUAUAAUAAUGAAGACAGUAAUGCCAUAAUAGUCAGUUGUACCUUUGAGAUUUACAUAUAUGUUUAAAUCAGUGUAAAUGUGGAGUGUUUGUGUGUGUUUGUUCAUGUGCGUGUUUGUGUGUAGUGUGUGUUUGUCAGUGUGUGUGUGUAGUGUGUGGUUGUCAGUGUGUGUGUGUAAUGUGUGUUUGUCAGUGUGUGUGUGUGUGUGUAAUGUGUAGUGUAGGGAGUAGUGUAGGGUGUAGUGAAGGUACUGUAACAGGAGUAGUGAAGGUACUGAGACAGGAGUAGUGUAGGGCUUAGUGAAGGUACUGUAACAGGAGUAGUGUAGGGUGUAGUGAAGGUACUGUGACAGGAGUAGUGUAGGGCUUAGUGAAGGUACUGUAACAGGAGUAGUUUAGGGUGUAGUGAAGGUACUGUAACAGGACUAGUGUGCGGUGUAGUGAAGGUACUGUAACAGGAGUAGUGUGCGGUGUAGUGAAGGUACUGUAACAGGAGCAGUGUAGGGUGUAGUGAAGGUACUGUAACAGGACUAGUGUAGGGUGUAGUGAAGGUACUGUAACAGGAGUAGUGUAGGGUGUAGUGAAGGUACUGUAACAGGAGUAGUGUAGGGUGUAGUGAAGGUACUGUAACAGGAGCAGUGUAGGGUGUAGUGAAGGUACUGUAACAGGAGUAGUGUAGGGUGUAGUGAAGGUACCGUAACAGGGGUAGUGUCGGGUGUAGUGAAGGUACUGUAACAGGAGUAGUGUAGGGUGUAGUGAAGGUACCGUAACAGGGGUAGUGUCGGGUGUAGUGAAGGUACUGUAACAGGAGUAGUGUAGGGUGUAGUGAAGGUACCGUAACAGGGGUAGUGUCGGGUGUAGUGAAGGUACUGUAACAGGAGUAGUGUAGGGUGUAGUGAAGGUACCGUAACAGGGGUAGUGUCGGGUGUAGUGAAGGUACUGUAACAGGAGCAGUGUAGGGUGUAGUGAAGGUACUGUAACAGGAGUAGUGUCGGGUGUAGUGAAGGUACUGUAACAGGAGUAGUGUCGGGUGUAGUGAAGGUACUGUAACAGGAGUAGUGUCGGGUGUAGUGAAGGUACUGUAACAGGAGUAGUGUAGGGUGUAGUGAAGGUACCGUAACAGGGGUAGUGUCGGGUGUAGUGAAGGUACAUGUCACAGGAAUUUCAUAAUUCCUACAUGUGUUCAUCAACCAAUUCAAUUAAAAUCACUCUGUCUGUUUCUAAGAA
Messenger RNA from Oncorhynchus nerka (sockeye salmon), 2762 nucleotides. RefSeq names its product hepatitis A virus cellular receptor 1-like. Gene Ontology annotation, cellular component: plasma membrane. Bases 57 to 1148 code for a protein of 363 amino acids. The transcript has 4 exons. Gene Ontology annotation, molecular function: transmembrane signaling receptor activity. NCBI's taxonomy places the organism in Eukaryota, Metazoa, Chordata, Actinopteri, Salmoniformes, Salmonidae. The record is from RefSeq and is a predicted model, not a curated record.